AUGUAUCAUAACCUAACAGACAAGGCAGAUGAUCUUGAUAAUAGAAAAUCUACCUCUGGUUAUGUGUUUACAUUUUUAGGGGGAGCCAUCUCAUGGCAAUCCAAGCUACAGAAAUGUGUAGCUUUGUCCACAACUGAGGCAGAGUAUAUUGCAGCGGUGGAAGCAAGCAAGGAGAUGCUUUGGCUUAAGAGGUUCCUUCAAGAGUUGGGUUUGAAACAAGUAAUUGAAGAAAAGAGAAUGAAACUGAAGAAAAUCCACACCGACAAGAAUGGUGCAGAUGUGUUGACAAAGAUAGUUCCCGGAAGCAAGGUUGAGCUUUGUAGUAAGCUUGCCGGGAUGAGGCUAAGAGAGGUGGCAAAAGCUAUGGAUGCAGGGGAGGGUUUCAUAGGCAGUGGUAAAAGAAAGAGAAGGGUGGGUACGAUUGAACACGGAUGGUGCUGUAAAGGGGAACCUGGGUCGAGCAGGUGGAGGAGGACUGAUAAGAGCUGCACUAAGGCUGAACUCCUUGUAGUUCAUCGUGGACUUUUGAUAGCUUGGGAGGAAGGCCAUAAGAAAGUCCAGCUUUCUGUUGACUCUGAGGUAGUAGUAAAGCUGCUAAUAGAGAGAGUUCAGCUACACUCUCCUUAUUUUGAUAUUGUCAGACGGUGCAAAGAGUUGUUGGAGAAGGCUGAUUGGGAAGUAACUGUCAGCCACUGUUAUAGGGAAGUGAAUAUGGCGACGGAUUGGUUAGCAAAUUACGGUACCUCGACUUGA
Spinacia oleracea (spinach) is the source of this 753-nucleotide messenger RNA. RefSeq lists its product as uncharacterized. Gene Ontology annotation, molecular function: nucleic acid binding; RNA-DNA hybrid ribonuclease activity. Bases 1 to 753 code for a protein of 250 amino acids. The record is from RefSeq and is a predicted model, not a curated record. The transcript has 4 exons. NCBI's taxonomy places the organism in Eukaryota, Viridiplantae, Streptophyta, Magnoliopsida, Caryophyllales, Amaranthaceae.